AUGGUCAAUUAUGUCAUAUUCGGAGCCCAAGCAUGGAACUCGCUGGUCAAUCGAAACCUGCUGGCGAGUGGUCAAGCUCCGUCAAAAGACUCGAUGAACUUCUUCUACUACCAAGUCCAUCAAUGGCAUCAGGACUUGGAUCCUUCCGUACGUUUUGGCACCGCAAUGAUUGAAUCCGAUGAUCACAACUUUUUCACCUCUACAUCAGAUGAGGUCGAGGUAUAUCGCAAGACACUCCUGUACCUCCGCUCAAACCAGAUCCAGAUCCUCGUCCUCCGCCCCAUACUCAUAUAUCCUCAGACUGCUCGCAACAAUACUGCCAUGGUUAUGGAAGCUAUCACCCUGGCCAAAAAGUCUAUCCGGACGUUAAGACUUCUGUCGUCAGAGACCAAUUUGUAUAGAACAAGACAAGCACUCUUUAACCACUUCCUCUCAUCCGCAUUGGCAGUUCUCUUUCUGGCAGCAGCAUACGAUGCAGAAACCCGGGCAAAUAAAACUGCCCACCCGGAUAGCGCAGCCACAUUGUUGGGAGACACAACGAAUGAGCUUCAGCAAGGCCUCGAUCUGAUCGAUUGCCAUCGCUCUCAUUCGCAGUCCGCAGCCAGGUUGUGGACACGCUUCAACCGGCCAAGACAACAGCUGAUUCGACUGGAUAUCUUACAAAGUACUGCGGGGACAAGACAUCAAAGAGAUACGCAUCUCCACCACGGCCCAACAGGAGAAGAUCGACACGAAAUAUCGCAACAGGAGGACUAUUGUCCGGAUGGCACAUUUGCCGACGCAGGCACUGAGACAGGUGGAGAAAGAGAUCUGACCUCCCAUUUGGACGCUCCCGUUUCCGUUGGCUUUGACCCAGCAAAUUUCGAUCCCGAGAAUAGUUUACUCUGGCUGGAUUGGUUUGAUGGCGCGUUCAUGGAUUCCUCCGUUCCGUUUGGCAUGCCGGCAUGGAUGUAG
This is a messenger RNA of Cladophialophora psammophila CBS 110553, 954 nucleotides long. RefSeq lists its product as uncharacterized. The transcript has a single exon. The record is from RefSeq and is a predicted model, not a curated record. Lineage: Eukaryota; Fungi; Ascomycota; Eurotiomycetes; Chaetothyriales; Herpotrichiellaceae. The coding region runs from base 1 to 954 and encodes 317 amino acids.